AAACAAUGUUGUCUGUUGUACCUACUUACAUGAAGUAUUGAGAUCACAACGAUGACGCGUGCUAUGACGUCAAAAAUCAAUAUGGCGAGAAAUCUGAGAGAGAUCGUUGAGGAACAUUUUAAUAAAGUUUUUAAUUUUUUUAUCAAGUUUAGCUCGAUAAAGACCCGACUAUUUUUGCUGUGGUAUGUUUGGUCAUAGUGAUUCUCGGCUCCUUGAUCGGUGAUCACCACGAUUUGCCGGACUUUUUCCUCUCAAACAAACGCAGCAUUUUCAACCUUUUCUUUGCAAAAUGGUCGAUGGCAUGGACCUUGGCGUCCCUGGCGCCGUUCAUGGUCGUAACCUGGUGGAAAAAAAGUAAAAACAACUUGAAAGUGGUUUGCAAAAACGUCUUUCGGCUCGUUGUGGCAUUUGCGAUUUGGUUCGCGGUGACAAGAAUUCUUGAUUUUAUUGAACACUCGAGCGGAGAAUGUGAGGGCAGUGAUUUGUACUCCAGCAAAUACGAGUGUCAUAGGGAAGGUUUACUAUGGAAUGGACUUGAUAUUUCAGGACAUUCAUUCAUUCUGAGCUAUUGUACACUCAUCAUUAGUGAGGAAAUUGACAUCAUUAGCUUUUGGAUGAACAAGAAUACUCCUGAAAAGAAGAUAAGUCCCAACAGGGGUGUCAGUCAGAACAAGAGGUCUACCCCCGAUGAUGGAACUCAUUUUAAUGAAAGGAAGGUUAAACACUCUAAGUCUGAUCAGAUAAGUUAUUCUAACAAUGUAAAAGAGAAGCCAGAGUUCGUUAUUGCUCGUUAUGUUAGUUACAGCUUGUACAUUCUCUGCUGUCUACUAAUCAUACUGUGGCUGAUUCUCCUCGUAAUCACCGCUCUGUAUUUCCACACUGUUAUAACCAAGGUGAUUGGUGUUGGAUUGGGUCUUUCCUCUUGGUUUUUCACAUAUGAAAUACUGUUCAAGUCAAACAACUUUCCUCAAGUCACCAAAGGAAUGAAAAACUAAACUUCCACAUUAUUGAGCUGGAUUUUUAGACUUUUUAUCUUUGUAGUAACUUAUGUUGGUAGUAAGAAUAAUAUAUUCUUGAUCAAAGCAAUGUUUGGAGUUGGUUCUCCCCUUU
Molecule: messenger RNA, 1110 nt
Organism: Dendronephthya gigantea
Lineage: Eukaryota; Metazoa; Cnidaria; Anthozoa; Malacalcyonacea; Nephtheidae
Product: fat storage-inducing transmembrane protein-like
Exons: 1
Coding region: 297-995 (232 amino acids)
Biological process (GO): phospholipid biosynthetic process; lipid storage; lipid droplet organization
Cellular component (GO): endoplasmic reticulum membrane
Source: RefSeq, a predicted model, not a curated record